AAGUGAGAAAAUUGAGUAGGAUUGAAGGUGGUUCGUCGUCCACCCCCACCAACCUCUAGCCCAUCGCCGGUGCAAUAGUUUCUCCGAUGAUGGGUUUAUAGUUUUCAUUUUUCUCUUAUAUAUUUUAAUAUUAAAUAUUUAUUCAUGUGGGAAAACGAAAAAACAAUGCCAGUUGGUUUUUUUGGUCCAAGUCAGCGUCGUAUCAUUGCCUAGUCAUCCUUUGUUAAUCGGGCAACGGAGAGAUUGUGAGAAAGAUGGUGUUUCCUGACGAUCAUAGUUAACAGAAUGGGUGAUUUGCCGCUGCUCUUAAGUAGAGGGGCUGAAUUGCGCCUUCUGCCCAUCAUGAUAAGCAUUUGCAAUGGCAACUCAGUUCAUGCGAUCUGCAUUGAGAGCGAGAAAGAAGCCCUUUUGAAGUUCAAGCAAGGUAUCGUGGAUCUCACCAACCGAUUGACCUCUUGGGUUUCUGAUGGAGAUUGUUGUAGAUGGACGGGAAUUGUCUGCAACAACAUGACUGGUCACGUCAUUGAACUCCACCUCAGAGUCAGAACUACUCCACGGGAGCACGAUUAUGGCGAUUACUAUGUGGACGAUUAUGUGGCUGAUGAGGCUUAUGAGAGAUCGAGGUUGGGUGGUAAGAUAAGUCCUUCUCUGCUCCAUUUGAAGCAUUUGAGUUAUUUGGAUCUCAGCAAAAAUAAUUUUGGAGGAAUUCACAUUCCUAAGUUUUUUGGUUCUUUGGGGAGUUUAAGAUACCUGAACCUCUCCCGUGCAAAUUUUGGAGGGGAGGUUCCUCACCAUCUUGGGAAUCUCUCUAAUUUGAAAUAUCUCAAUCUUGGGAAUAAUGCCAUGUAUGUUGAGAAUGCCAUGUAUGUUGAGAAUCUCCACUGGUUGUCUCGUCUUUCUUCAUUGGAGUACCUUGAUUUGAGUUCCCUUUUCAACUUUUUGUGUCUUGGGGUCAAUGAAACCACAAAUCAAAUGUCUGUUCUCGAUCUUGGCAACAAUUUGUUGUCUGGGGAGUUACCAGAUUGUUGGUCCAAAAGGCCACAUUUAGAGGUCAUUGCAUUAGAAAACAAUAGAUUCACAGGAGAAAUUCCUAUGUCCAUAAGGAAUUGUACAAUUUUGCAAACCCUUGAUUUUGGUGAAAAUGAAUUGGUUGGGAACAUCCCAUCAUGGAUUGGUUGUAAUCUUCCAUACCUGACAAUCUUGAGCCUCCGUUCAAACAAGCUUUCAGGACAUAUUCCUAGCGAGUUGUGCGCACUCAAUUAUCUCCAUGUCUUGGACGUUGCUCAUAAUAAGCUUUUAGGAAGCUUACCAAGUUGCAUUGAUAACUUAAGUGCCAUGGUUUAUCCUGUAAAUGGCUCAUUUCAGAACAACAUUAUGUAUGGCUAUUUUAUUGAGAAUUUAUUUCUUGUGAUGAAAGGCCAGUUUUAUGAAUAUGGCAAGACUCUUAAUUUGGUAAGAGUCCUUGAUUUGUCAGACAAUAGUUUAUCUGGAGAUAUUCCUUGGGAAAUAACUAGGCUUCAGGGGUUGCAAUCACUGAAUUUGUCACACAACCAUUUCACUAGAAGCAUCCCUGCAAAUAUUGGUGACAUGAGUUUACUAGAAUCUCUUGAUCUUUCUGUAAACAAAUUGCUUGGGUCAAUCCCUGAAAGCAUGUCCAAAUUGUCAUUUCUAAGCUACUUGAACCUUUCUAGCAACCAAUUGAUUGGAAAAAUUCCUUUAGGUACUCAAUUACAGAGCUUUGAUGCAUCUUGUUAUGCUGGAAAUGAACUUUGUGGCCUUCCACUAGUGGAGAACUGCAACGAAGUCAAUCAAAGAGUACAUGGCACUGAAAAUAAUGUGGGGAAAGAUAGGGAUGGAGAUAAAGUGAAUUGGUUGUUUGUUAGCAUGGCACUUGGAUUUAUUUUUGGAUUUUGGAGUUUGAUGAGUCCUCUUGUAAUUAGUAGGCAAUGGAGGUAUGCGUACUAUCAAUAUUUGGAUGAGAUGUGGCGGAAAUGUCAGUCAUUAUGGGAGUAGAUUUUUCUAAAAUCUUAUGUAGUUUUCUUUACAAGUGUAUUUCUCUUCAUGUUCUUGUGAUAUAUUACAAAGCAUCACCUCUCCGCUUUUCAGCAACUUUGUUUUGAUUUUUCGUUAUCUAUAAUGAAGUCAUAAAAUAGUU
Molecule: messenger RNA, 2155 nt
Organism: Rubroshorea leprosula
Lineage: Eukaryota; Viridiplantae; Streptophyta; Magnoliopsida; Malvales; Dipterocarpaceae
Source: the annotation of a GenBank genome assembly